AUCGAGGACUACGAUCAGAACCUGCGACAGGUAAAACAAGCAAGGAGGGUCGCUCCUAUUAGUUGAUUUACAACCAUGACUCUGUCUGAUGCCCAACGUGCAGAAAAAUCCAGCAUAGUUGCAUUCGCUGGCGCAGGAAUAAGGCGGGGUACGAUUGAGAGGUUCGACGAUGACGUGUAUGUCACAGCGAACUUCGGCUAUAUGGACGAUGCGGAGCUCUCCUCCCUUUGCUUGGAGCGAUUCUCGACGACGAGUAACGCCUAUCAUCCAUGCUUCUUCGUUGUACUUGACAAGAGAACGGAGAAGGAUGGAAGCGUAUUAUUGUACCACCAAAAUGAAGAUGGUACCGACAGAGUGUCUAUCCGGGUCAGCCCUGCAACUAUCCCAUCUCUUGUCGUGUUGCUGGACACGGGAAUGAAUGAUAUUCCCUCCAUCAAAGCCAACCAUUACCCUAAAGGCGAAGAAGACGCUAAAGAUUGGGUGUACGAUGCUUGUCUCGAUUGUUCCGACAUUCAGAUCAACAUUAGACUUCCUUCAUGGGAGUUCAAACGACAGUCUCCUGGCCCUGACGACGACAUGGAAAUCUUGAAGAAGCGCGGGAUACGGUUCUCUGCCGCCUAUGAAGCUGCGAACAUAGAAUUGAAAUGGUUUGGCGAAGCGCCAGACUCCCUGUUGUUGCAAGCCUUCAUUUCCGAGAAACAGAACCGUAUCUUCGUUACUGGGGCUAUUGAAUAACUUGAUCGACCUAUUGUCUCGAAAGUCGAAGGUAUUCCGAUCGUUGAUUAAUGUAUUUGGACAGGGGAUUGGAAGUGAAAUGUAAAGGCGGAAUUUCGGGAAAACGCCGUCGAGGCCCGUCGCGACGUAUCAGUCCUUUGCGAUGUUCCUCAUACCGGUCAUACACGGAGGCUAAAA
Molecule: messenger RNA, 912 nt
Organism: Guyanagaster necrorhizus
Lineage: Eukaryota; Fungi; Basidiomycota; Agaricomycetes; Agaricales; Physalacriaceae
Exons: 4
Coding region: 76-735 (219 amino acids)
Source: RefSeq, a predicted model, not a curated record